Messenger RNA from Microthlaspi erraticum, 1386 nucleotides. Lineage: Eukaryota; Viridiplantae; Streptophyta; Magnoliopsida; Brassicales; Brassicaceae. The record is from the annotation of a GenBank genome assembly.
AUGAUGGAGAAGAAGCUGUUUCUUACAUUUUCGAUCAUCUUGAAUCUCGUAUUCACUGUCUAUAUCCUUUGUAAUAAUUCAACCACAUGGAGCCCGAGGUGGACCAAUAGAGCCGCUGCAGAAGCAGAGGAUGCAGCCUCUGUUUCAUGCUCAGGCCAUGGAAGAGCUUACGUGGACGGUCUUGGUGUUCUUGACGGCAAUAAACCUCCUUGUGAAUGCAACAACUGCUACACAGGCAAAGAUUGCUCUGUUCAUGUCUCAGAUUGUCCUGUCGAUGCUAACUCAGGAGACCCUUUGUUCUUGGAGCCUUUCUGGAUGCGACAUGCAGAGAAAAGCGCGGUUCUGGUCUCAGGAUGGCACAGGAUGAGUUAUCGUUACAAAGGUGGCUCAUUUGUAUCUGAAGAGCUCGAGAAGGUCAUUAGGAAACUGCAUAAAGUAGUGGGAAAUGCAGUUACUGAUAACAGAUUCAUACUCUUUGGAACUGGAUCCACACAGUUGCUUGCUGCAGCUGCUCAUGCUUUAUCUUUGUCAAACUCAUCAUCAUCAUCACCUGCAAGACUAUUGGCUUCUGUUCCAUUUUACGCUCUGUACAAGGAGCAAGCAGAGUUUUUUGAUUCAACACGUCUCAAGUUUGAAGGAGAUACGUCUGCGUGGAAGAAGAGUAAGCGCAAUGAUAACAACACACAAGUUAUAGAGAUAGUGACAUCUCCGAACAAUCCAGAUGGGAAGAUGAAAAGAGCUGUUCUUGAAGGUCCUAAUGUCAAAACAAUUCAUGAUUACGCGUAUAACUGGCCUUAUUUCUCACCAAUUACACAUCAAACUGAUGAAGAUUUGAGCUUGUUUAGUCUAUCCAAGAUUACAGGUCAUGCUGGCUCCAGAUUCGGAUGGGCAUUGGUAAAAGACAAAAAUGUUUAUGAAAAAAUGAAAAGAUAUGUAACUUUAAGUAGUAUGGGAGUUUCUAGGACCACACAACUUUAUGGUCUACAGUUGCUCAAAGUAGUGGUUGGUGAUGGAGGCGAAGAGAUCUUCCAUUUUGGUUAUGAAACUUUGAAGAAGAGAUGGGAGACGCUGAACAAGAUCUUUUCCACCUCCACUCGUUUCUCUCUUCAGACGAUCAAACCUGAGUAUUGCAACUAUUUCAAGAAAGUCAAAGACUUUACUCCUUCUUAUGCAUGGGUGAAGUGUGAGAGAUUAGAAGACACAAACUGCUACGAGACUUUCAGAGCGGCGAAGAUAACAGGACGUGAUGGCAAAGUGUUUGGAUCAGAGCCAGAGGAAAGGUUUGUGCGGUUAAGUCUUAUCAGAGCACAAGAUGACUUUGAUCAACUUGUUGGUUUGUUGAAGAAGUUAGUCCCUGAAGAAGCUGUGGGAGUUGAUUUAAUCUGA